Notechis scutatus (mainland tiger snake) is the source of this 758-nucleotide messenger RNA. It is a transcript of the gene FAM131C, whose product is annotated as family with sequence similarity 131 member C. The record is from RefSeq and is a predicted model, not a curated record. Lineage: Eukaryota; Metazoa; Chordata; Lepidosauria; Squamata; Elapidae.
AUGGGCUCGUGCGCGACCAAAGAAUUCCUCAGGAAGGCCCAUAAGGAGGGAGGCAACGUCCCUCUGCCGGACCAGGAAGGCGGCAAUCCACCUGUUUCCCCCCCAAAAGAAAGCAACUCUGAGAAGCCCUCGCGGGGGUCCGGUGGGGCUACCUUGGCGGCCUACGACGUGACAGCCCUUGCUACCUCCUCCCUGCUGGGCCUCGUCCAGAGCCUGAAGGACCACAUCACCAAGCCCACCGCCAUGGCCCAAGGGCGCGUGGCCCAACUCAUCGAGUGGAAGGGCUGGAGUGCUCCCCCCGUGGGUUGGGGGCAGCCCCCCGGCGAAGAGGUGCUCUACGAGGAGCUGACCGACGAGCUGAAGGAGGCUCGGUUUGCGGCAGGUGUGGCUGAGCAGUUUGCCAUCACGGAAGCCACCCUGACUGGUUGGUCCUCCCUGAACGAAGAGGAGCUGAAGGACAGGGGAGGCUCGCAGGACGUGAUCCGGCUCCAAGAUCUGGAAGGCAUCUACCUGCAGGACGGUCUUCUCUUUGGCCCACCGCCUCUGGCGGGCAGCCUCCGGACCUUCGGGCUCUCCAACCAGGAAUCCCCCAUCCCAAGCGGACCCUUGAACGGGAAGGACUGGAGCAGCUCGGGAAGGGCAGAAGGGAAGCCGGUGGGCCCACCCGACGCCCACAGAUGGCAGCAGAGUGCCACAUCCCUGCGCUACAUGGACAGCAGCUCUCCCUCCGAGGACGAGGUCUUCUAUGACUAGGCUGG